UUGUCAAAGCACAUGAAAAUAUGCCACCAAGGCAAAUUCACAUCUUCCGUCUUUCAUGCCCCAUUAUUGUAACUGCCACAGUCACAGGGAAACAACAAAGAGCUACUCUGGUUUUUUAACUCCUACACAGUUUCUAACAUCUGCUCAAGAGAUGGAGGUAAUCUAAUCUGACUCAAGAAAAGUAAGUAGGCAUGAAUGAGACAGCCAUUGAGAAUUUUGUCUGUGUCAUUUUUAAUGUUUCCUUCAUGAACUGCACUUGGCAUGUGGACAGGACUGCUACAGGAGAUACCCAGUAUUUUCUGUACUGGAAGACCUCAGGGAAAGAAGAUUUCACAGAAUGCCAGAAUUACAUCAAAGAUGAUUUUGAAAGGCACAGAGGAUGUAGAUUCCAAAAUGUGAUGAUAGAAAAUAAGAGAGCUUAUUUCCUGGUAAAUGGGUCUAGAAGUGGACGAAACAUUCAGUCAUAUGAGAAGAAGAUUAAACUGUACACAAUCGAAAAACUCACUCCUCCACUAAAUGUCACUGUGAACUGUACAGAAGCUUCUCAUCGUUGUGAAAUUCAAUGGCAACCACCUCGCACAAGUCAUGUGAAAAGACAUGCUUGUUUCAAAUAUGAAAUUGUCAUUGAAAACAAGGCUGAUCUUGAGAAAAACAUCAAAACCACAUCUAAACCAGAAAGAAGCAUCACAGGAAACUCCUACAUAUUUGAGAGCUUCCGAGCAGAAAAAAGGUAUAGUGUCAAAGUCAGAGCAACUGACAAUGGAUGUUUAGUGAGCACAAGCUGGGGAGAGUGGAGUACACCCAUUGAGUUUGGAAAAGAUCAACUUACAUCUACUUCAUCAUAUACGUUAUAUAUGAUACCAGUGCUGGCAGCAAGUCUUGUACUUUUUCUCUGCACAGUAAGCACUUAUUUGAAAAAAACAUCUGCUAUCAUACCACAGCCAAGAGACCCAUUCUAUGAGAUCUCUCCAAUGGAUUUCCAGACAGAAAAUAAGAAUCAAAUAAUGCAACAUGGAACUGAAGAAAUAAUUAUUAUUGAAGAGGUGACAUAAUGACAUGCGGAUGAAAUGUUCAACUUGAAUUUUUUCAAACAUAUAUGUUUAUGGGUUUUUAAUAUUAUCUUCCUCUUGCAAGAAGAGAGAAUAGUGUU
Molecule: messenger RNA, 1150 nt
Organism: Athene cunicularia (burrowing owl)
Lineage: Eukaryota; Metazoa; Chordata; Aves; Strigiformes; Strigidae
Product: granulocyte-macrophage colony-stimulating factor receptor subunit alpha-like
Exons: 10
Coding region: 192-1052 (286 amino acids)
Biological process (GO): cytokine-mediated signaling pathway
Cellular component (GO): external side of plasma membrane
Molecular function (GO): protein binding; cytokine receptor activity
Source: RefSeq, a predicted model, not a curated record